This is a messenger RNA of Micromonas pusilla CCMP1545, 1017 nucleotides long. RefSeq lists its product as uncharacterized. NCBI's taxonomy places the organism in Eukaryota, Viridiplantae, Chlorophyta, Mamiellophyceae, Mamiellales, Mamiellaceae. The transcript has a single exon. The record is from RefSeq and is a predicted model, not a curated record. Bases 1 to 1017 code for a protein of 338 amino acids. Gene Ontology annotation, molecular function: ubiquitin-protein transferase activity. Gene Ontology annotation, biological process: protein ubiquitination.
AUGGGCGCGAGCUCGAGUCGCGCGCGCGAGGACACGCCGAGCUCGAGAAGCGCCGCGACCGGCGCGGACGCGGACGCGGACGCGAACCCCACCCCCCCCGUGCGAGGCGUCCUCCGCGCCGAGGCCCGCGGACCGUCGGCGUCGAAUCCUCGCGGCGAGCUCGGUCGCGCGCGUCCUCCGCCCGCGCCUCCGCGGACGCUCCCGCUGUCGCUCCCGGCGCCGAUGCCUACGCACGACGCCCCCGCUCGAUGGCCCGCGCCGCUCAUCAUCCCCCCCGCGAUCGCCGCGGACGCGAACGCUCCGGACGCUCUCGUCUGUCCCAUCACGCAGUGCCUCAUGACCGAGCCCGCGCUCGUCACGAGCAGCGGUCGGACGUACGACCGCGGCGCGAUCUCGCGGUGGAUCGCCGAGCACGGCACGGACCCGCUCGAUCGCGCGCAUCGGCUGACACUCGCGCAGCUCGCACCGAACCUCGCGGUGCGAGCGUUCGUGGAGGACUUCGUGCGCUCGAAGAACGGCGGCGUUCCCGUGGAGACCGCGCCCGUCGAGGCGUCGCCGCAAGCGCCCGCGCCCGCGCCCGCGCCCGCGCCCGCGCCCGAGGCGUCGCCGCCCGCUCCCGCGCCGCCGCCGUGGAACGACGGCAUCGCGAACCUGAACCUGAACAUGAACGACGACGACGACGACGACGACGACGUCCUCGGCGGGACGCUCGUCGUUCGAGCGCUCUACGCCGAGCCGGGGACGACGCCCGAAGGAAAAUAUUUCGCGUUUUCGACGUCGCGCGUCGAGAGACUCGUGAACGCGUGCCGCGGACCGGACGACGCGUGCGGUUGGGCUCUUUCCUCGCGAACGACGGGAGAUAACGACGACGACGACGCGACGACCGCGCCGGCGACGGCGCCGCCGCUUCCCUGGACCGUGAAAGACGGCCGCGGCGCGGUCGCGCGCGUCAGGCGCGUGUCCUCGUCGCGCCGGUUCCCAUACGACCCCGUCCGCGCGGCGCGCGCCAUUCCUUGA